UCCGUGGGUCGGUGUGAUGUGACGUGACGUGCAUGCACAUGUGAAUUUCGAAUGGAUGCCUUGCAGAGAUUCCCUACUUGCAUCUUAAUCUUGGAGGUAGACUCUAGACUUACAUACUGAUUUGUGGGAGUGAAGGUAUAUAUAUCAGACGACAAAAUCAUGGCUACUCCUCAUAUGCAUAUGAAUUUGCAAAUCCAUGUACCGGGAUUAUGAACGAUUUAAGCUAAAGAUCAUCUUGACGAAUCUGUAUUGGACGGAACAGGCAGAAGGCUCCGGUGCAGAGUUGGGAGAGAAAAACUAGCCGGAACUCUGGCGUAGCUCAGCUCCGUUUAGCAUCUGCUCCCUCACAUUCGCUAAGAAGAGUCAACACAAUGCAAUGGAGGUUCGAUUUUCGAAACAGUCAGAUAAUUGAAGUGUUUACAUCGCUAAUUACACCUUUACAACAAGCUCAAUAGAACCAAGGUUAAUUUGAUAUCCUUCACUGUAGUUGGAAUUUUGAAGUGUCGUAGCUAGUGUCAAACAAAGGAAAAACAUGACGUUACUCUAGUACAAAGUAGUAGAUCUACGUUAGUCGGUACUGUGUAUGACCAGUACUUAGUCUACUCAGUAUUUGGAAGAGGACAGUGAUUGAAGCAGAUGACAAUGGAUACUCCAAACUAUGACAUGUGGCAAGAUGUUUGUACGGCUCUACUUGAAAUUCUGGAGAAACGUUCAGACUCUGUGCAAGCAGCAUACAGCUUCAUACAAACCCUUCCUGAGGAUGAUGUACGAGACAAGCUCUUCCCAUUCUACAGUCACUCUACUCUUGAGCUACAGAGGGCGAUGUCAGGAAACCAAUCAUUGAAGGAAAUGCCUGGUAGAUCAGACCAAGAAGAGCUGUACGCUAGGUUUGGUUUCCUUCAUGCAUCUUGCCAGAAAGGUGAUGUCGAUGCCGCUCUCAUGUUAAUGUGCUGGGGGAUCGAGCCAUGUUGUAAGAAUACAGAGGGUAGAAGUGCAUUGGAAGUAGCUACCACUGAGGGUCAUCUCAACAUUAUCACUAAACUAGUGGAAAUGGAUGAAGGACUGCUUGAGGAUGUAGCCGAGUUGAAACUCCUUGUCUGUCAUGCCUGUAAGGCAGGGAAGAAGGAAAUGAUAGACUACUGGUUGGAUCAGCUGAUAAGACACAGUCCAAACCCUGGGCAUCUACUCUUCGAGCAACAUGAUCCCAAUCCACUCCUGUUUGCAUGUCAAGGUGAGCAUUACAGCGUAGCAGCAGACCUGAUUGAGAGAGGUUUAGUCAGCAUUGAUGAAGCAGCAGCCAAUAUGCUGGGUGCUGAUAUCUUGCCACUUCUCGAGAUAUGGGUUGAACCUGAUGACUCCAGCACUAAUAACAACAACAACAAAAAGGAACUCAUUGCAAAUUGGCACCACAAGCAGCUCAAUACCUUUGACCCAUCAUGGCUUCAGGGUUUUCAAGACUCAACCCAUCAAGUCCUGUCAACCAUCAAUCUAUCCCAGAAUUCUCUCUUCUCUGUACCAGAGGGUCUCCUAUGGGGUCUACAGAAUCUACGUCGUCUCAACCUAUCCCAGAAUUCACUUCAGUUACUGCCGUCCCCCAAAAGCCAUCGAAACUUGAGCGACUGUCGCCUACGGUCUUUAAGCCUGUAUCAGAAUGAACUGUUGUCUGUACCAGCUGAGCUGUUCAUGUUAAAAGAAUUAGAGUUCCUGUCCCUCGCCAGCAAUGCAAUGGAAGAGCUUAUACAACCUGCCAAGGAAUCCACACAAGAUGAGAUCCCAAGACAAUGGAACUGCAUGUCUCUCGUCAAUCUGGAUCUCUCCCAAAACAAACUGAGCUCUCUCCCGAGACAGAUGGAUGCUUGUACAUCACUUAUCACUAUCAAUCUAUCAGAGAACUCUUUCAAUGAGAUACCAAGACCUUGGGCAUGUCCACUGGAGAUUCUGAACAUAUCUAAGAACAUGGUCCAGUCCGCUUCAGGUGACCUACCUAAGUUCUGGCACCGUACUUUACGAUUCCUCAACCUGAGCUACAACCGUCUGACAGAGAUUCCUACUGCCAUCUGUCAGUUGAGCAGUCUGUCUGAGUUGGAUCUCUCUCAUAAUGUACUACGUUGCUUCCCAUUACCGGGGACAUGGAGCAUACGCAAGCUUCAGCAUCUUAACUUGGCUUACAAUCAACUCAUGCAUAGAGAGGCACAACCACAGACCAAACAAGACAAUCCUAAAACCUCUCCUGUGAAGAAGAAGAACACUCCUCCUACAUCACCGACCAGUCAACCAAGACAGGGUGUGGCCAACUUUUAUGCCAAGCUACGAGCUCAGAGGUCGCCCGCCAAGAUCAUUGAUGCUAACAGCAGGAGUACCUUCUAUGCACAUUCCCCCAAUGGUGGCAGCAGUCAUCCUGAACAAUGGGAGAAGAUUGAAUUCCCAGAAUGCUUUGCGCACAGUCUCUAUGUUCUGAAGCUCUCCCACAAUGCCCUAGAGGAUGUGCCUCCGAGCGUUUGUAAGCUGGAGGCACUGUAUGAUCUAGAUAUCAGCUGUAACCCUGAUCUUCACAAGCUGCCCGAAGCUCUGAGCACUCUCAAGCAUCUCUUCCAUCUGAAGAUAGAGGGCUUAGACAUUAAGAUUCCUUCAGAUGUAAGUCAGCUGAGUCCACAGGAACGAAGCAAGACUGGUCAGAUUCUCAAGAUACUUCAUGAGAAGCUUCUAGAUAGUCAACCCUAUCACAGCAUGAAGCUUAUGAUAAUGGGUCCAGCGAAGAGUGGUAAGACAACAUUACUAGGAAGCCUGAUGACUGAUACAGGUGGGCGUGUCUUAGAUAUGGCUCUGCAUGUCACGGAAUGGGAACUACAAGAUCCAGUCAUAGAAGGCAGAGGAUGCAGUCUCACUCAGAAGGUCAAAGAAAAAUUCUCAAAGGAGAAGGAGAUAGUGGAAGGGCCAGCAAUCACAUUCUUUUCUUGGGAUAUGAAAGGUGGUGAUCUGUAUGAGAAUGUUCAUCAGUGCUUUGUGACGGCUAAGACUCUCUAUCUAUUAGUAUGGGAUAUGAGUGAAGGCAUGGAAGGAGCUCAUAAACUCUCCUCUCUUCUCCUCAAUAUUAGUUCAAGAUCUUCAGACUUCGGUAUUGUCAUCGUUGGUACCCAUCAUGAUGUGGUUCAGAAUUCUCCUGUUGAUAUGAUUGACCUACGGAGUCAGCUUGUUGAAAUGCUGAAUGUUGGACCAGGAUUCCCACCGGUUGCAGGGAUCGUGGAGGUAGAUGCUAGAGGAAGUAAGAACAGUGGUAUGGCUGAGCUGAAACGGGUCAUCUAUGAGACUGCGAUGCAGAUGAAGGUCCAUCAUAAGAGACCUGUAUGUGUGGAGAAGCUUAUUGGGAGAAAGGUUCCCCAGCCGUACUUCAAUCUGAAGAAGCGUAUUUCGCAGGAGGUUGAAGUGCGUCAGAAAGCAGACCCUCCUAUUCUACCGAUUAUGACCGAGACUGAGCUAGCUCAGAUAGUACAACUCAUACCUGAUAGUGGACUACAUACACCUGAAGAACUACAGGAAGCAAUCAAUUUCUUGCAUGAGAUUGGGAGCAUUGUCCACUUCACUGACCACCUGAACGGUUUGAAUGACCUGUACUUCAUUGAUCCAGUAUGGCUAGCCUGUACGUUACAGAGGGUGACUGCACUACCCAUAGGGAGUCUUAAAGGAGGCAAGGUCCAUGUAGAGACCCUUAGAGAGCUGAGUAAGAAGAGUCGCAUUGGAGAGGAUAAGUUUGAGCAGUAUCUUCAACUCUUAGCUCGCUUUGAGAUUGUGGUUCCAAUCUCCCAUCACUGGUUCUUGGUACCUGCCCGCCUCCCUCGUGAUAACCCUGGCGUGAUGCUGUCACUGCACAACACUGACGAUGCACCAUUCUACUAUCUGAGAAGGGUUUACAAGAUGCCCUAUCUCCCUCCAGGAUUCUGGAUCAGACUGGUGUCACGUCUUCUUGCCGAUCUUCAGAUGCACGAUAAGAAGAAGAAGAUCAGUCCAGCAAGAAAUGAGAGAAAAAUCUGCCGUUCAAAGAGUGCGAAGAGCAGCAUAUCCAAGGGCAUCAGGUUCCUCCAGACGGAGUCUAUCUACUGGAGGGAAGGAAUAUUCUUCAGGCACAAGACUGGACAGAUCCUGGUGCGCUCGACGGUCUUUCCUUCAACUGACAAGUCUCCAGGAGUGGACAUCCUCAUCAGCUGCCAAGAGGGCCACUUCUCUGCCAUGGGGUGCGUGGUGGACCAGAUAGAGGGUCUUAUCAAGGACUGGUAUCCAGGUUUGUGUGCAUCAAUCUAUGACAGCCUUCAGCCCAAGGUCCAGAGACUGGUCCCUUGCCCAAUCUGUGUGAUUCAUGGACCUGAUGAUCUUGAACCUGUGACAGAGAAUCUACCUCAUUGCUAUACAGUGGAGGAACUUGCCCAGAAACUUGCCCGUGGUGAGACUCACAUAACUGCAUGUGCCAACUCUAAGGAGAAGCUCAUCCCAAUUUCCGUUCUUAUACCUGACAUGUUCAUGAAAGACCUCAGCAUCAGGCAUCUGAAGCAGGAAGACUUCAAGCUGCACAUGGUGUCAGGACAAUCUCUAGGACAGGGUGGCUUUGGAGAAGUAUUCAGGGCAAAGUUCCGUGGAGAGACUGUAGCAGCCAAGACCAUGUUUCCAUCACGACUCUUAAAGAAUCAGAUGUACUCUUCUCCUAGUGAAGGAUAUGCAUCAUGUGCAUCUACACCUUCCUCUACGUCGAACAUGACGGGAGAAUCCACUUCAACAGAGAAUGAUUCAUGUGACUCUUUAGAGGCAGCCAUGUUGAUGGACAGUUUCCAUAAGCUGAGAAACGAGGUUGCAAUCAUGGUUAAACUCGAUCAUCCAUGCAUCGUCAAUCUUGUUGGUGUGUCCAUCAGACACCUCUGCUUUGCAAUGGACUAUGCACCUCUUGGUGAUCUCCAGAGCUACCUGUUUGCUGAGCACCAGUCUGCAAGGCCACACUUUGUGAAGAGGAACAUUGUACUGGAACCUGUUCUAAGUAGAAUGCUGACUUACAAGAUCAGCCUACAGGUUGCAUCAGCCGUAGGGUUCCUCCACAGCAAAGACAUCAUCUACUGUGAUCUGAAGACAGACAAUAUCUUACUCUUCUCAUCUGAUGUCAAUGAAGAUGUGAAUAUCAAACUGACCGACUAUGGUAUCUCCAGGAAGUAUGACUUGAUGGGUGCGAUGGGAAUGGCAGGUCCACCAGGGUUCUGUGCACCUGAGAUUCUACAGGGCAAGGUGUUUGAUGAGAAGGUGGAUUGGUUUUCUUACGGGAUGUUUCUAUAUCAUCUGAUGACCGGCUUGGUUCCAUACUAUGAUCAACACAGUCGCAUUGAGAUUCAGCUCGCCGUCAACGAGGGCCGCAAACCAACCUUCAACUUCCAUGAGUAUAAGAUGCCCCCUAGACAAGUCUUCCCUGCCUUGGGUGCAUUGAUGGAAUCCUGCUGGCAAGAUAAACCUGGAAAGAGACCCCACGGUAAAACCAUUCUCCAGCUCUUAUCAGAACCAAGCUUCUUGUGUCUCAGAAGAGUGGUGGAGGUGGAAGAAGAAGAAGGGGUUUCUUUGGCAUUCAGUCAAGGGGCACAGGAUGAGGAUAAGGUUGUUCAUCUGGUAGUUGACUCAGGCCGAGGCACGUCGGUGAAGUCAUUCCAAGUUGAUGAAGAUGGUUGUUAUAAAUCUAGUCGUCUGAAUGAACUCCAAUGCCCCAUGAUCAAAACCGCCAUCGCUACACCUUGUGGAACUAAAAUUGUAGUUGGAACAGUGGGUGACUUUGUGCAAGUGUAUCAUCUUCCGUCAUCACAUUCUUCUCAUGCAAGUCUUCUGGUAGAAGCAAGAGUGGCUGGUCAACCUACCUCACUCCUCUAUCUCCAGAAGCCAAGUGGACAAGAACGUUCUUUGCUGUUUGUUGGUCAAGCCAAUGGGGCCUUGACCAUCCUAAGUCAUGAAACAGAAGAUAGUGGUCAUCACACCACAGAUGAUCUAAGACUGGUCACCAGGAUGCAACUUAGUAAGCACAAUCUCCCUUGUAGCAGCAUUGUGGCUGUCUACAGGAAGAAGAACGGUGACUCUGUGGCUGAGCGAAGAAGACAGUAUGAAGAUGUGGUCUCUAAUGGGGCCAAUGGCUCAAGGGACAGAUCAGUACAGAGCAAUGGAACAGAUGAAACUACUGCCAGGAAAAUGAGAAAAGGAAGGAACACUCUUGUUACAAGAGAACGGACAGGAAGCAGUGGAGAUGAAGCAGAUGGAACAGAAGUCUGGGUUGGUUGUGGGAAUAAGCUGAGAAUCAUCUCGUUGAGUGACAUCACUCUGGAGCCAGAUGAGAUUCAGGUGGCUGCUGGCGUAGAAGGAAUAGUAGAAGGCAUUGUACACAGUCAAGGUAGUGUGUGGUGUUUCACAUCAAGUGCACUGUAUGUCUAUCAGUACAGUAUUGAGACCAGGAAGUGUCUGGCUAUCCUGGACUGCAGGGAGAGCAUCCUUGUCCUGGGAUCCUUCCUUCCUCUGUCCCAGGAGGAGAGACAGGAACUGGUGAGGAGCUGGGAGGAGAAAGAGAAGGAGCAAGAGCUUGCUAGUGCUACAGCUGUAUGUGAAACAAAUAGCAAUGGGGAUGGAAGGUUUGUAUCCAAUCAGGAUGCACUGCUUCAAGAGGAACUGCCCAUAGUUGAUAAUCACUUCACAGCAGCUUGCAUAGCACCACCUCGUAGGGGGACCACCACUCGAAGGCUAGGUGGAAAACGACUCGGUGGUCAACGAGGUAAGAAUGGCAUGCAGCGAUGGAAUAUACACAGCAUCUUAGCAUCUCAGAGUCAGUCAUCCAUCAAAGUCAGCUCUCUCCUUGUGAUGGAUCAUGUGUUAUGGAUUGGUAGAUCCAAUGGUGAUAUUGUGCUUGUAAACAUUCAAGACAAUGUAGGGUCUUUUGAGGAAAAGAUGGAUGUUCAAGUAGGUGAAGUAGUGACUGUACUGAAUGCUGAUGCUGUAGUCAAAGGUGACAAUGGGAGGGUUGUAGAGCUACAUCGUACAGGCUCUAACAGGGUAGUUUCUUGCCAUGACAACAAGAAAUCAGACAACAGUGUCAGUCAAAUCAAGAAGAUGUGUGUAUGGGAGGACUGGGGACAGGUUCAAGUUGAACAGUUUCAAACCAUCAAUAAUCAAUGUAGGAAGAGAACAAGGAAAUCAGGAACAUAUCUAGAAGUAUGAGUGUAUUAUUUCACAUCAUCGCUGUAUUUACAAGUAUUCAACAUAAGAUUAAUCUUUGCACCCAUUACUGUGCAAUUGUGAUAUUACAGCUUUACAUAAUAUUAGUCAUUCUUGCCAUUGCAUUGAGAUGGAAAUUUAAACAAGACAAUAACAUAUAUAAAAUUUAAGAUUGGCUUUCCACCUGUAUUUUUAUGAACACUUUGCCAUUUUUUAAUGAUUUUAUAUUACUUGUGUAUGGGCAAUUAUUUAAUUUAGUUACAUCUUCAAGCACUGUUGUGUGAUAUUUCUCAGGGUCCAAUGAAUUACCAAACCUUAUCUGCUUCCUUUUAAACUCCUGCCCGCCUCCCUUGGAGGUUUGCCUGUUUUCUAUGUCAUACAUAUAUUGAAAGAUAAUCAAAUAAGACCGAGGAAAUGAACAGUGCUACUGCGGUAACAUUAUAACUUAAAGAUGAAGUUGAGUUCUGGUCAUGUGAUUGCAUUGUGAAAGAAACGGUGUGGAAUUUAUCAGGAAAGGUUGAUCAUCUAGUAUAUAAGUA
Molecule: messenger RNA, 7754 nt
Organism: Strongylocentrotus purpuratus (purple sea urchin)
Lineage: Eukaryota; Metazoa; Echinodermata; Echinoidea; Camarodonta; Strongylocentrotidae
Product: leucine-rich repeat serine/threonine-protein kinase 1
Exons: 23
Coding region: 637-7218 (2193 amino acids)
Biological process (GO): protein phosphorylation
Molecular function (GO): protein kinase activity; protein binding; ATP binding
Source: RefSeq, a predicted model, not a curated record